Molecule: messenger RNA, 2965 nt
Organism: Salvelinus sp. IW2-2015
Lineage: Eukaryota; Metazoa; Chordata; Actinopteri; Salmoniformes; Salmonidae
Source: RefSeq, a predicted model, not a curated record
AAAAUCGCCACAGACUACCGCUGUAAAGGCAUGCCCUUAUCCAGCUUCCUGCUGAAGCCCAUGCAGAGGAUCACACGCUACCCUCUGCACAUCAAGAACAUCCUGGAGAGUACCCAGGAGGAGCAUGCUGACUGCGGGCCCCUGAGAGAGGCCCUGGAGCGGGCUGAGGAGCUGUGUACUCAGGUCAACGAGGGGGUCAGGGAGAAGGAGAACUGUGACAGGCUCGAGUGGAUACAGUCACACGUACAGUGUGAGGGAGUCACAGAGAACUUGGUGUUUAAUUCUCGUCUUAACUGCCUGGGCCUCGUAACGUGCUGGCACAGUGGGAAGGUGUAUAAGGUGAAGAGCAAUAAGGAGCUGUGGGCUUUCCUUUUAACGACUUCCUGUUGCUCACCCACGCUGCCAGAGCAGUUCACGCUCCUACGGACAGACAACUCUCACAGCAAGAACAGCACACAGCUUAAGAGUUACAAGCCGGGAUACUUCAACGGUGACUAUCUCUUUACCCAGAUACUUCAACGUGACUACAUUCUUUACCCAGGAUACUUCAACGGUACUAUCAGUUCUUUACCCCAGGACUACUUCCAACGGCUUAUGAAGCGUGUGUUUAAUGUCAUGGUUUAUGAGAGGCUUAUGAAGCGUGUGUGUCCUCCUGUAGCCGUGUUCCUCAACGAGAUUCUAGUGAAGCUGCCUGACUCUCCAAAGAAGAGAGCAAAGGCCUACCAAGCUCGUUCUCUGAAGGCCAGUGGAAUCGGCCGUCUGUUAGUCACCGUCCUGGAGGCCACUGAACUGAAGUCCUGCAAACCCAACGGUAAGAGUAACCCUUACUGUGAGGUGACCAUGGGAGGUCAGAACUACACCUCCAAGACUCUGAGUGACACAGUCAACCCCAAGUGGAACUUUAACUGUCAGUUCAACAUCAGAGACCUGUACCAGGAAGUGCUCUGUAUCACCAUCUUCCAGAGGGACCAGUUCUCCCCUGACGACAUCCUGGGUCGUACGGAGGUUCCCGUGGCAACCAUAAAGGAGUUGGAGAACAAGGGGCUGGUGAUGCGCCGCUUGCUACUCCACGAGGUCCCCACUGGAGAGGUGUGUGUCCGCCUCGACCUGCAGCUCUUCCAAAACAGUGCAUCCAAAUAAGGACAUCCUGGCCAACACUGGAAGCCCAAAUAAGGACAUCUUGACCUGCAGCCACCUGGGGAUGGGAGGGACUUGUUAUAAAUUGUAUCUAAUUGCUGGUCUAGGGUCAGAUACUUAUUAAUCCUGUUAAUGAUUAAGGUUGGGAUCUGGGGUUGGGCCAGGGCUAACUUUUACCUGGAGCUGCAAUGGGAAACACUGAUGAGGUGAUGGGAACCCUCCCUCCUCGUCUGAGGUCAGACCGUCCUUAGCAAUGAUCUGAGGACAGUUUAGUCUUUUAGGACAGUUUACUGGUAUACUGGUGGUGAGCAGGGUUGGGUUAGUGUAAAGCUGAUCCUAGAUCUGCGUUUAGGAGCAGCUUCUAACAGUAGUGGUUCUACUUGUACCAGCACUAACACUGAUGGCCUGCCUAUGCUCUCCUCUGCUACAGACCGGCUCUCAUUCUGCCAAGUUUUGCUUUUGUGAACUCAACCCAGGCCAAUGUUGGAUGAAACUAUUUAUUUAGUGAAGGAUCGUCUUAACUCUAUAUUUGUUCAAGCUAAGAUGUUGUUUGGGAAGGUAAAAUACUAGGUCAAAUGGGGAGAGACGUUAGGAAAGUGUGGUGUUUCCUGCCAUGGAUGGGUCCUCACGUCCAGCGAUAAACUCAGGACUUCCCUGCUGGGCGUUUAUAGUACUGCAUCGUAACCAGCUGCUUUUCUUUUAUCUCAAUCUGUUUUCUCUUUUAACUGCAGGAACAUCUGCAGAGGAUCUUUAGGAUACUGUGGUGGCAUAGAUCUCCUGAUUAACGCUAGUUUUAAAACCAACUCUCUUUCUUUGCAGUAUAAAUGUUCUGCCGACCUUAAGGAGAUCUUGUUCUUUAGUGGCGGUGUUGUUGCCUCAGAAAUACUGUAAAAGGAAAAUGCGUCUUUAGUUGAUUCCAAUCCUGGGCCCAUAUUCAUAAAGAGGUUCAGAGUAGGAGUGCAGGAACAUGUGCGAUCCGUUUCGCUUUUUAGAUCAUAGUGAAUAAGAUGAUAUGGACAGAGGGGACCUGAUCCUAGAUCCUAGCCUGGUCCCAGAUCUGUUUGGGCUUUUGCCUACUCCGAUGUCAUUGUCAAGUCAGACUUCAUGUUCUGCAUGACGAUUCCAUAAGGAGUUGGUCAGAGAGCAGUAACAGACUGGCACCCAGGCUAGAUCCACACUGCUACUCUGACACUCAGUGAAUAUGGACCCAGAACCCUCCAGUGGCUCUAUAACCACUAGCUCCACCCAGGGGUGUGGUCACAGAACCCUCCAGUGGCUCUAUAACCACUAGCUCCACCCAGGUGUGGUCACAGAACCCCCAGUGCUCUAUAACCACUAGCUCCACCCAGGGGUGUUGACUAUAACUAUGCAGAUGUUUUAAUCAGCCUUUCAUCACAGCAUUGUAAUCAGGUGCUUGAAUAAUCUCUUAGUAGCCUUUCAUAUUUACCACAUUGAACAGAGAAAGGAUCCUGAGAAUAGUCUUUGAAGGAUAAGACUCCAUUCAACUAUAUAUGUGAAAUCAUUUAUUUUUAAUAAUAAUCAUUAAAAAUGUGUAAGACAGAAUGGACAUGUAUUUAGCUGACUACAUUAUGCUGAUAUACCAGAGAUUUUCUAAAUCAUUGUUUUAAUUUAAGCUGCACAAGUCUUCUAUUGGGCUGUUAUUCAUUGGAGUUGAACUGUAGUCCUGUGAUGUCAGUAACUCUAUGUAUGAUUUACUGUUCUAACAAGAGUGCAUCCUACAUUACUGCCUGAUAUGCAGUGUGUUCACAAUGGCACAGCACUCACUGAUUCUGGUUCUAUCAGGAUAAUAAAAGGUGUUUAAAACAAA